AUGACCAUACUCAAUAUCCAAUCGAAAACUCGACAUAAAACAAUGUCUGAGACGCCUGAGAGGUCCCAAAGCCAGCUGUUUGUGACUGAGGAAGAUGAGGAUGUGGUAAUGACUAACGAAACGGCCGAAGACGCGGCUGAAAACGACCCAGUGGUGAGUGAAAUACCGAUCAACUUGACGAACGGGCCGUUCCCACUGCAUAUCUUACAAUACCUCAACAAGCCGCGGAAAAUCGCCCAGGAUGCGGUGCUCCAUCCACCUGUCAGCCAAGUAAGAUACAAGACGAAAUCUGCGUUGUGGGAGCUGGACGUGCCGGUCAACACAGAGGUUUUUUACGACAAGAACAGGGCAGAAGAUAACUGGGAUUCCGUGGCUCAUCAAACACUCAAGGGCGUCAGUGUACCGAGCGAAGGCCAGUACGUAGGAUUGAUGGUGCAAAAUGAGCUUUAUUUGGCGCCUGUGGAAGCCGUAGCACAGGUAAGGCCCUUUUUCAAAUAUAUAGACUCGGCAGCUGCGCGCGCCAAGCGGGACGACGACGACUUGGGAUCACAACAAGCAGCCAACCCACAGGCCAAAAAGGCCCAGAUGGUGACGAUGUCUGUCAAGAGCAGCAGCGAAGCGAAUCAGCCUCGUCUGGGUGGAGCAUUGCUUGCUCACAAGGUCGCAGACGAGGAACCACCCCAAGAGCUGGAGUGGAUCGAGGGCACUUUCCCGCAAUUUCAGCAAAGUGUUAUCACUGAGGAGGCUAGGGUCCGUCUGCAGCCUCUAGGUAAAAGUGACGACUAUUUAUCAAAGGCUAUGUAA
This is a messenger RNA of Lachancea meyersii CBS 8951, 804 nucleotides long. The record is from the annotation of a GenBank genome assembly. Lineage: Eukaryota; Fungi; Ascomycota; Saccharomycetes; Saccharomycetales; Saccharomycetaceae.